AUACUAUUGUACUAAUUAAAUUAUAAGAUAAUAAUUAAUUAAAUAUAACUGAGUUAGUUUUAUUAUUCUGAAAAUUUUAAACGAUUUUGAUUAGUUUAAUUUUUAAUAAACCAAUAAAUUAAUCUGAUCAUUUAAUCUAUUUUAUAGUUUUUUAUGGAUUGUAAAAUUGACUUUUUGAUUUUGAUUUUUAAAUAAAUGAAUGAUUGGAUAUCUUCUAAAUUUAUUAGGUAGUUAAAUAUUAGACAAUUUUAUAACAAUUUUUAUAAAAAUUACUAUUUAUAAGGUCAGUGGUAUUGAAUGGUAAUUAUUGAGAAAAACUUAGGGUUAAGAUUUAUUUGUACUUCAGUUUUAAUAGUCUAGAUGGAAAAAUUGUGCAUUUUUUUUAGAGCAAUCCCCGAAAAUAGAUAUGGAGAUUUCUAGUUUUGUAACAUUUCAAUCUUCAGAAAAGAAAGAUAGAUGCAUUUCAAUGUGAAGAAUUUAUAGUGUUUAUGUAAUAGCAAUUUCUAUUUUCUGAUUAUUUAAGAUCUUUAGAACUAUCAUUUUCGGUGAGAUCAUGUUCUAAAAAUAGCAGCAAUUAAGAGAUUUAUAGUAGAUUAUUAAUUAGGGCGAUCUAAACUAUUUUUUGAAGUCUACAACAUUUUUAAAAUAAAACUAGAUUUUGAUCCGCGCUUGGAAAGCGCGGGUUUUUUUUUUGAAAUUAAAUAUAUUUUUUUAAAUGAAUUUUUAUAUAAGAUAGUGUAUAGGUUAGAGCAUAUUUUUUCGGAAUCGCGAACCGAACAAUAUCAAACUGAAGAAACCGAAACCAAAAUUGAAUUGAAUUUCAUAAAUAACCGAGUAGAUCAUAUAUCUCUGGAACCAAAAAAUUGAAACUGAAUCUAGAAUCAAAUGGGUACCUUAAUUUUUAAAGCUCUGAUAAAACCCAAAACUUCGCCAUUAACCUGUGAACCAACAUCGGUUGAUCCGACAAAAACCCAGAAAAAUCUUAUAAUAUUUUAAAUUUUUGAUUUACUUCUCAUAUACUUAAAACUGAAUAACCUAUUUGAUUUGUCAUAUAAAAUAAAUUCAUUGUAUUUAUGUUAUGCAUUUUAAUUUAUAGAUAUUGACCACAAAUCCACAAUUUCUGUGAACUCUAUUAAAAGUAUUUUUGAAGCAUUUUUAUCAACUAUAAAUACUACAGUAAUACCAAUUUAAAAAAUUAGUUGAGUUUUCAUGAACCUUUGAUGAAAAUCAGUAAAAUUAAUUAUUUUAGACAUUUAAUUGGUGCAAAUCUUGAAAUUAUUAACUAACACAUCUAUAGAAAUCUGUUGAUAGAUCUCGUUAGCAAAAGAUAUUACACUAUUUGUAUAUAGAAUUAUUUAUUUAAUAUAGAGAUUUCGAAGAUCUUUUCAAUUUUUUUAACAAAGCUCGAUCAAUGGCAAUGGUAGAUUGAACUGUUGUAACGUUGGGUACCAAGGAACACUAUUGUUAUUGUGAUUCAUUACACAUUUUGUUAAGAUGUUAUUUUAAUAAAAUGGAGCCAUGGUAUAAUCAGUGGUGUAUAACAUGAUUUGGUAAGUAAUAUAUGAGAUCAUUUAAAUUAAGUAAUAUAUCGUUUAGUUAGAUUAUAAUUAUAUUAAGGUAGGAUUAAAAAAUAAUUACUUAAUGAAUAGGUCCAACAACAUUGUUUAAGUAGAUUUUUUAAGAAUGAUUCCCUUUUAAUAGUAUAGAUUAUUGCUUAUAUAUCUAUAUAAGAUAUACGAUGGCGUUUUUCGGUAAGAUAAUAGUCUCACUUAAUUAAAUAUAAAGAUUUGUCCAGGACCAUACGAUGGCAUAUUCUAAAAAUAUUCUUUACAGGUCCGAUAAAUAAACUCACAUGAUGUUAUAAUAAACGUUGUUGUCCUCUCGGUCGAUAAGGUUUGUUAUAAUAAAUAGGAUUAGACCAAAACAUAACAAAAGGAAAGGGUCCAAACAACCUUUAUAAGUAGAUUUAUCAAGACUGCUUCCCUUUCAAUAGAAUAGAUAUCUCACGAAAAGUUAUUUCGCUUAAACAUGAUUAGUUUUUUUUUUUGAACAAAAAACAUGAUUAGUUUUUAGAACAUUUUUAGAACACUGGUCCUUCUGAUUAGUUUGGAAUCAACGGAAGCCUCAUUUUUAAAUCUGGUUUAGACUAAACAUAUUUUUAGCAACUAAGCACUGAAAACCCCCUUCCGGUUAAACAAAUUCUAAACUGAUUGAUAAAAUGCCGGUUCGGUUUGGUAGAAUCGCGCUUCGGUACGUAAUAAAUGAUGCUAAUUAGUUAGAAUAAACCGGCCAGAGUCGGUUAAUCAUUAAGGCGAAAAAGAACGGUGACGUCAGCUUAAGAAGUAUAUUCGUUAUACUAAUUUAAUUUGUUUAUUUUAAUUUUAAUUGCGUGUGUCGAUCCAACUCUCUCCUCUCUCUCUGGUUCAACGGGCAAAGUCUGUUUUUCGAAUAAAGUUUUGGUUUUUAACGUUCCCUUCGUCUUCUUGGCUGCAAUUUAUCUCGAUGAGCUGCGAUUUGAAUCCACCUCCAGAUGAGGUUUGCUGUUUUGAAGUGAAAAUGGAGGAUGAGUGUGUAGAGAAUAAGCAAUCAAGAGCUGCUGCUUCUUGCUCCUCUGUAUCUGAAGGCAGCAGUGGUGGUAGUAGUAGUUUCCUCAAGUCACCUCCUGCUGUUGCAAGUCCUCCUCCCACUGCAUCUCCAACUCCUAGGAGGACGAGUGGCCCUAUAAGGAGAGCUAAAGGUGGGUGGACACCGGAAGAGGAUGAGACAUUGAGACAAGCAGUUUGUAAGUUUAAUGGCAAGAGCUGGAAGAAAAUAGCGGAGUUUUUCCCUGAUAGAACUGAAGUUCAGUGCCUGCACCGUUGGCAGAAAGUUUUGAAUCCGGACCUUAUCAAAGGACCUUGGACACAACAGGAGGAUGAGAAGAUCAUUGAACUUGUUGAAAAAUACGGGCCUGCGAAAUGGUCUAUCAUCUCAGACUCUUUACCAGGUAGAAUUGGGAAGCAAUGUCGAGAGAGGUGGCACAACCAUUUGAACCCCGGCAUCAACAAGGAUGCUUGGACUCCAGAGGAAGAGUUAGCUCUCAUGAAUGCUCACCGAGUCCACGGAAACAAAUGGGCUGAGAUUGCUAAGGUCUUACCCGGCAGAACCGACAACUCGAUAAAGAACCACUGGAACAGUUCACUGAAGAAGAAGUCAGAGUUCCUCUUAGCUAACGGUAGCUUACCACCGGCAGCAGCAACGAACGGUGUUCCAUCUUGUUUUCAGAGAAGGCUUUCUGUUUCAGUUGCUCAAACCUCUUCGGGAAGAACACAGAUUAACAAGCCCCGUGAAGAAGUAGCUGCUGCUUCGCCAAUGGCUGGUUUUGAAGAGUACGUUCGUUCUUCUCAGUUGCCUAAACCAGAGCCAUCGCCAGAGGAUCAUCACAUGGCGUCAGAAGCGGAUAAGCAACGUAUGUAUGGUUAUGAAUGUGGUUGCAGCCCAAGCGCAUCGUCACCUGUUAUCUUCUUCACUCCACCACCGCCUAGUAGAGAAGAGUACAGUAGUAACGGUUCAGCUCCAAGGAGUCCUGAGUCUUUCUUGAGAGAAGCUGCUAGAACAUUCCCAAACACCCCUUCUAUAUUCAGGAAAAGACGACGCAAGGCUGUUGUUGUUCCUGAUAACAACAAAACAGAUGAAGAAGAAGCUGCUAAAGAGGUUGUUGAUGAAAAGGUGAAUGGUAUCUCAGAAACCACUGACUGUGAAGAGAAGGAGAACAGUGGAUCAAAUGCUUACAACUUAUCUCCUCCGUACCGGAUAAGAUCGAAAAGAACAGCUGUUUUUAAGUCGAGACAGCUUGAGUUCAUCUCUCCAGAGGAAGAGAAGGUUGAUGAUGAAACCAAAUCAUCUGAGAAAGAUAAGUUGCUUGAUGGUGGAGAUUCUCAACUCUCAGGCCAAGAAAAAUGAGAUCUUCUCCAUUACACGUUGAAUAUUUUUUGUUGGUUAUUUUUAUAAGAUCCUUUUUUGGGGGGGAUAACGUUAAAGCUGUGCUUAAUUAACACCUCACAUGAGUUAGGUUCGGGUUAAAAUACCCAAAAAAAAAAUGUAAUAUGUUGUAACAAAGAUGGAUAUCAGUUUCAGUCAUAUAAAUAUAUUCCUCUCUUUUCCUGCAA
Messenger RNA from Brassica rapa (field mustard), 4148 nucleotides. RefSeq names its product transcription factor MYB3R-3. Gene Ontology annotation, biological process: regulation of DNA-templated transcription. Lineage: Eukaryota; Viridiplantae; Streptophyta; Magnoliopsida; Brassicales; Brassicaceae. Gene Ontology annotation, molecular function: DNA-binding transcription factor activity, RNA polymerase II-specific; RNA polymerase II cis-regulatory region sequence-specific DNA binding. The record is from RefSeq and is a predicted model, not a curated record. Gene Ontology annotation, cellular component: nucleus.